This is a messenger RNA of Symbiodinium natans, 333 nucleotides long. Lineage: Eukaryota; Dinophyceae; Suessiales; Symbiodiniaceae. The record is from the annotation of a GenBank genome assembly.
AUGUACCACGGUACGUCACCAGAAGCUGCCGCCCGCAUCGAGAAGGAGGGGUUUCAACCGUCCGAGGUUGGCAUGCUAGGACCUGGCAUCUACGUUUCGAGAGACAUCGAAAAAGCAAUGAAGUAUGGACAAGUCGUGCGGGAAGUUGCUGUCAAGGUAGGCCGCGUCAAGCGUAUCGACCGCCAGGGCCAUCCAUUGCAGAAACGUUGGGCGCAAAAUGGCUACGACACUGCAUGGGUCCCGCCGCGAUGUGGAAUGGUGCCAUCUGGGAAGGAGGAGGACUGCGUGCUUGAUCCAGCACGCCUCACUGUGGUUCGUCGUGCUUGGGGCUGA